GGAGCGCAGCCAGUCGGUGGUGACGGUGGCGCCGCACCUGCAGCAGCUCUGGAUGUACCGAUGCGCGGAGACGGCCGGUUGUCGCGUCACAUGUGUUCGCUGGAACAGGGCCAACCCGGACCUGCUAGCCGUCACCUACGCCACGCUCGCCAUCGGCGAUCACCCGGGCCUGGUGUGCUGCUGGUCACCCAAGAAUCCAGACCAUCCGGCUCUGAUAUACCGGCCGCCGACCGGCGCCACGUGCUGCGACUUCUCCGAGCACAACGCCGCCCUACUGGCGGUCGGCUGCUACGACGGCUCCCUGGCGUUGUACAGCACCAGCCAGAAGACGCCGAGGCCCGUGUCCGACUGCUUCAGGAGCACCGACAAGCACAUGGGCGCAGUGUGGGACGUGCAGUUCGUGAUGAAGGACCAGGGCGUGGGCGAGGCGCAGCGCGAGGUGCUCAUGACCAUCUCGGAGGACGGCCGCGUGCUGCAAUGGACCACGCGCCAGGGCCUGCAAAACGUGCCUGUGAUGACGAUGCGCCGCGACCCCAGCUUCUCCAACAAGAAGGAGACGCGGACGCGCAAGUCGGAGGCGUUCAUCUCGCGCUUCGCCGUAGGCAUGCAUUUCAGCUUCAACCCGACCAACUCGGCUCAGUACCUGGUGGCCACGGAGGCGGGCUCAGUGCACCGAUGCUCCACCUCGCACUCAGACCAGUACCUCUUCACGUACUCCGGCCACAUGGGACCUGUGUACCGCGUGCACUGGUCGCCGUUUGUGCCGCACGUGCUACUCACGUGCUCAGCCGACUGGAGUUUCCGCGUGUGGCACGUGGACCACAAGACAGCCGUGCUCAGCGUGCCCAGCGCCAGCAAGUCGGCCAUCAACGACAUCCAGUGGAGCCCCGUGUGCGCCACGCAGCUGGCGCUCUGCACCGACCGCGAGGUGGAGGUCUGGGACCUGGCCGUCAGCGCGCUGGACCCGCUGAUUGUGCACCCGAGCGUAUCUCGCGCCGCCGCCAACACGACGCUGACGUUCGGCGACCAGGGCGCCUGCCUGCUGAUCGGCGACACCAACGGCGGCGUCACCGUCUACCAGAUGGAGAGUCUGCCGGAGCCGGAGCCGGACCAGGCGGAGAAGCUGGAGGCCGUGGUGGAGACGCAGCUGUCACGCCUGCUCAGCACCCAGCAGGAGGAGGAGGAAACGGAGGAGGAGGCGGCGGCCGAAGCCAAGGCGGAUUAAGUCGCUCUCCAUGAGGAGGAUUGCCCAAGACGAGGUCUGGGAGGCCGGAGUUCGGGCUCUGCGGUUCAUUCGCGCCUAGUUUUCUGAGGGUGCUGGCUGUCAGUCGAAAGAUGUAUUGUUGUUAGAAUUAGUGCUGGGUGUAGGGGCGACGGUGCAAAUACACACGCCGCGUUAUGCUUGCAAUGCACUGUCUUCAGACGCCAUGAUAACUGAUGUUGAGAAAACAGGUUAGCAUACAUAGUAUGGCUGCCACUACCAAAUAAUGUCUGGACCACCCGUCGCAUGCAUUUGUGAGUUGCUACAGCAAUGCUCACACCUAUCUGGAUUUGGUGAGCAUGAAGAAAUUAUGCCUUGCUCCCAGUAUCUAAACACUGCACACCAACGUGCAAAAGAGUGGCUUGAACAAUGAUCAUGGGCAAAGAGCUUUUGCUGUAAACAUGCUGAAAAUAUGAGGCCGCAGUGUGCUGAAGUGAUCGCGCCAUUCGAAGAACGCCUGCUAAUUAAUGCAGCUGUACGUGUGUUUGCCGCAUCACAUCGUAUAUUUACGU
This is a messenger RNA of Pollicipes pollicipes, 1773 nucleotides long. RefSeq names its product dynein intermediate chain 4, axonemal-like. Gene Ontology annotation, biological process: cilium movement. Gene Ontology annotation, molecular function: dynein heavy chain binding; dynein light chain binding. Gene Ontology annotation, cellular component: axonemal dynein complex. The record is from RefSeq and is a predicted model, not a curated record. Bases 53 to 1225 code for a protein of 390 amino acids. NCBI's taxonomy places the organism in Eukaryota, Metazoa, Arthropoda, Thecostraca, Pollicipedomorpha, Pollicipedidae. The transcript has a single exon.